AUGCAAACAUACGAUGACCGUUUAACAUUUCUAUUGCCAAGGCCCCUGUGGGUGAAUGACUUGGAUGUAGCAUAUUGCUCUUUAUGCAAUCAUACUUUUGGACCGCUGAAAAGAAGGCAUCACUGUAGAAACUGUGGAAAUAUAUUUUGCCAUGAUUGUUCAAGUCGUAAAGUGCCUUUGCCUCAGUUGGGUUACGGUACAAAACCUGUUCGAGUGUGCAACGGGUGUUUUGAUGUUGCCUAUCUCGUCACUUAUGCCAUUGAUGAAGACCAUGGAUUGAGUACUCAAAUGCACGGCGUGCGAGGAUUGUUGGAGUUGACGGAAAAGGAUGAUGAGAAGCAUCUACACAACAUGGUAGCCUAUGGUGGCGUGGACGCUCUUAUCUGGCUAUGUCGAUCAUCCAAAAGUAUCAAGCUCCAUCACCUCACAACUACUAUUUUAGCUAUGCUGGCAGAAAAAGAAUCCAUUCGCCCUGUCAUCAUCACAAAGUGGGCAUUACCGCCAUUAUUAUUUCUGGUACGAUACUACACCCAUGUGGAGCCCAUUAGCACCAACAACAACCAUAAGAAAUCGCCGGUGAAUUCGAUCCAUUCUAGUACCAUGACACCUAGUUUGGCCAGCAACCCAUCCUCCUCAUCUGCUACUGCUAACGAAUCCACAGUUACUAAUCCCUUUGAAUCACGUCAAAGUAUCAUUUUGGAAAUUGUCAUCAACUGUACACAUAUUUUCUAUCAGCUAUCUAGAGCUGGUAUAUUAAGUCUAAAGGAAGUGAUAUCAGAUGGCGUUUUCGACACACUGCUCAUGCUGGCUUCGUUCAACAUUCAAAAUUUGCAAUUGGAGAAAGGGAUUUGCUCAGAUGAAGUGCCUGCGACUGGAGACGAUGAACAACAAGUGAUGGAACGAGUGGCGAUCAUACAAAGUUUGGCUGCAAAGGCGAUAUCAGCCAUCAGUUCACUGGUUUCAUUUCAGGCGGAUAUCAUUGAAUUGAUCCAAAAGACAGAUAGAUUACCCACCCUACUGAGAUCGCCAAAUGAUGAGAUGCGCAAAUACAUUGCAAAGACGGUAGCUUACUUGUCACUACGCAAUGAUAAAUACAAGCCGGCGCUAUUGUUUGGUGAUGGAUCCAAAGCACUGGUUUCCAUCUUGGCAGUUUUACCACUAAAGAUACAAGUCUCUAUCAGCAAAAAGGCAAGAAUGACUGACCUUGGAUACUACUUGGCAAAGGAGACAGCAGAUGUUGGCAAGUACGACGGCGAUGGAGGAAAGGGGCAACAGGACGGUAAAGCCCAAGUGCAAUCCAUCAACUCUGCUGCGGUAUCUCAUGCAUGCUGUGCUUUGGCCAACUUUGCCACAAACAAUGAAUCACAAAUCAACUUGAUGUCGCAGCCCCAUUUGCUUGCAUACAUCUGCAAUGUGUGUCAUGUCUUUCCUCAGCAUGUCGAAAUACAUCGCCAUGUAGCUCGCUGCUUGGCCAAUUUAGCUCUUUAUGAGGAGAACAACGAAGCCAUGCUGACAAGUAACAAAAAGUCGGGAGAAAGGAAGAACAAGGAUUGCUUCAAUGUGCUGCCAACACUUUUGUUUAUGAGCAAGGAUUCAAAAUCAGGUGUUCAGCGUCAUAUUGUGCGAGCCAUUGACAAUUUGAGUAGUAAUAUGCCCAUCGAUCCACCGGCGGAUCAUUGGCAUCAAGUAUUUGGUGAUGCGUAUGUCUAUAUCAAUCAGAUAUUACAAAAGCAGCAAGUGGUUGGGGAGGAUAACACUAUCGAUGUUGACACAAUCAAGAGAGCAAAGAGCAUCAUUGCAAGAAAAAGGAUUGAAAAUGGUACAGUAAAUACAAUCGCAACUAUGAACGAGGCAACUGUAUCAACAGUAGCAGCAGAAGCAAAAGAGGCCAACCAGGAUAACGAGACAAGUACUGUAACAAAAGCAAAAAACGAUGAAGAAGAAACUCCUAUAUCUGCCUCCUCGCCUGCUGAUGCGGAUACAACCACAACAACCACACUUUCAUCAACGCCUCCAAAUGAAGACGAAAACGAAGAACAAGAACAAGAAGAUAUUGAUGGCAGCGACGAAGCCAUCAAGAAGGCACCUAAAUCAAAUAGCAAGAGUAAUAAGAGGAGAUCAAAGAAGAAUAAAUAA
Mucor velutinosus is the source of this 2136-nucleotide messenger RNA. RefSeq lists its product as uncharacterized. The record is from RefSeq and is a predicted model, not a curated record. NCBI's taxonomy places the organism in Eukaryota, Fungi, Mucoromycota, Mucoromycetes, Mucorales, Mucoraceae. The transcript has 11 exons. Gene Ontology annotation, molecular function: metal ion binding. The coding region runs from base 1 to 2136 and encodes 711 amino acids.